Messenger RNA from Cariama cristata (Red-legged seriema), 1309 nucleotides. RefSeq names its product trichohyalin-like. NCBI's taxonomy places the organism in Eukaryota, Metazoa, Chordata, Aves, Cariamiformes, Cariamidae. The record is from RefSeq and is a predicted model, not a curated record. The annotation marks the transcript as partial. The transcript has 2 exons. Gene Ontology annotation, molecular function: calcium ion binding; transition metal ion binding. Gene Ontology annotation, cellular component: cytoplasm. Gene Ontology annotation, biological process: cellular response to cytokine stimulus; positive regulation of cell cycle G1/S phase transition; regulation of phosphatidylinositol 3-kinase/protein kinase B signal transduction.
AUGUCUCACUUCUUAGACAGCAUUUCCACCAUCAUCAGCGUCUUUCACAAACAUGCAAAGGAAGACGGAGACUGUUCCAGCCUCAGCCGAAGGAAGAUGAAAGAGUUCAUCCAGAGGCAGUUUGCAGAUGUCAUAGCUAAGCCAUAUGACCCUCAGACGAUUGACAAGAUUCUGCAGUUUCUGGAGUGGGAUGAUGACGGGGAAAUAGAUUUUAAUGAGUUCCUGCUUUUGGUGUUCAGAGUGGCUAAGGCCUGCUACUGGUACCUGCCAAAGGGACCAUGCCUUCUGCAAAGAACAAAGCUGACAACCAGUGGCCAGUCACUCCGAGAGUCUGAAAUUAAGAACAGAGGGAGCCAUCGGCAGCUCCAGGAGGAGGAACACCAAACCGAUGACCGUAACGAUCAUCCCCACUGUGAACCUGAGUUGCAACGAGACACCAGGGUCAACGAGCUCGAAACACUAGAGAAAACGGGGAGUCAUCGCCAGCAACACAACACACAAAGCAGAAAGGAUGCAAAACGAAGCAGCGAACGAGGGGAGCCAAUCCCUCGGGUAUACGAAGAACGAAGCCAAGAGCCACGCGACCAAGGGAACAGUCAGAGAAGACGUCAGCCACCAGAGCCAGACAGACGUGGAGAUGUACAACUCUACAAAAAUGGCAGUUUGCGAGGACGUGAGCCCGGACUGCAGGGAGAUGAGAGGCAAAAUCAAGAGGGGCCUCAGCCAGAACUGGCAGACGUGAAGAGUCGCAGCAAAACCUGUGAACCUCAACCACUGCAAAACCGGUGGAGUAGCCAUCAGUCACAUGAGCCAGCACGACCGGCGUAUGAUCAAAAAAGCCAGCGGCCACAAGAAGCAGAUAGAGCAAGUCACAAUCAGCCACGUAAACCUGAAUUACUCACAGAAGAGAGAAGCCGCUACCACCUACGUGAGCUGGAACAAAAAGCACUUGAACACAGCAGCCACCAGCCACGUGAGCCUGAACGUCUGGACUCAAGACACCCACAUCAGGCAUACAUAGAGGAACCGCUAGACCUUGACCACAGGUACUACGAGAUCGAUGAGUCAGAAAGAGGUACAUACGAACAAGGAAAGAACCAGGACCAUGAGCUUCAAUAUCAAGAAAGUAGGAGACACAUCGAUCAUGUUCAGGAGUGGGAAGAACUAGAUGAAGCAACUAGGAAAGAGCCCAUGCGGGAGAGGAGGAUGGAUCGCCAACGGGAACUGGAGCUGGAGGGCUAUGAGCACCGCAGUGGCCAGACACGCGAAAGGAAAGACCAAGGUGCCACAGCCACCCAGAGAGAGACAC